AUGAAAGAAAAAUUGUCUGUGAAAAGAUUACGAACCGAAAAUCGUUUACUGAGACAGCGAAUUGAUUAUUUGGAACAAGAAAGUUCAGCAUUAGCUGAUCGAUUAAUAAAAGGUCAGGUAAAUUUAGCGCAAGAAGCGGAAAAUUGCAUGAGCAUAUCACAUGAGCUAUUGAAACUUCGUGAUAUCAAUUCAGACGCUCAUCGACGACUGGAAGAAGCCUAUGAUACGAUUCGUGAUUUAAGUUGCAAAAAGAAUGAAGAAUUAACAGAAUGUGCUACGCAAGUGGAUGAUACGUCAAUGAUUGAGCAUAUUCACACAUUACAACAAGAAAUUAUUGAUACACGUGCACGUGAAGCAGAUAAUGAAAUUAUAAUCAAAGAUUUGAAAGUCCGAAUACAGGAGUUAGAAUUAGCAAACAAAAGGUUACGUGAACGUCCACCGGAUAAUGGUAUUGCCGGUUUGCAGGAGGAAUUAAUUUCAGUAAAAAUGCGUGAAGCUGAAGCAUCCCUAUCACUUAAGGAAAUGCGACAGCGACUUGCCGAAUUAGAACAACAUUGGACGGU
Molecule: messenger RNA, 563 nt
Organism: Acanthocheilonema viteae
Lineage: Eukaryota; Metazoa; Nematoda; Chromadorea; Rhabditida; Onchocercidae
Source: the annotation of a GenBank genome assembly